Messenger RNA from Eruca vesicaria subsp. sativa (arugula), 1808 nucleotides. NCBI's taxonomy places the organism in Eukaryota, Viridiplantae, Streptophyta, Magnoliopsida, Brassicales, Brassicaceae. The record is from the annotation of a GenBank genome assembly.
CGCGACUUGCUCAAAGCUCCAGAAAAGUCAUACGCUUUUCCCCACUCCUCUCUCUUUCCCAUUUCCUUUCAAUUCUGCAAACCCUAACUUUCUCUCAUUCGCCGCUGAAAGUUCUCCUUGAAGAUUCGUUGGGAGCGAUGAUGUUGCGUGCUGUCAUAAGGAGAGCUUCAAGUAGAGCCUCUUCUUCUUCGGGAUUUGGAAAAUCACUACAAUCAUCUCGUGUUGCAUCAGCCUCUGCUCAAAGCUUUCACUCUGUUUCAUCAACACAGACUCUGGUACCUCGUGGAAACCAUGCUCGUAGCUUCCAUCAUCGUUCUUGUCCAGGGUGUCCAGAUUGUUCCAGUAGGACUGUGUCCAGCAGCUUUCAAGGCACAGCACUGAAAAGAUGGGUCAGACCCUUUUCAUCUGAUAACGGGGAUGUUGUUGAAGCUGUUGUGCCUCACAUGGGUGAAUCAAUCACUGAUGGAACCUUGGCCAACUUUCUCAAGAGACCUGGUGACAGAGUAGAGGCUGAUGAGGCUAUUGCACAGAUUGAAACUGACAAGGUGACAAUAGAUAUUGCUAGCCCAGCAAGUGGUGUGAUCCAAGAGUUUCUUGUCAAGGAAGGAGAUACUGUAGAACCAGGAAACAAAGUAGCUAUCAUUUCAAUGUCUGCGGACUCUCAUGUUGCACCCUCAGAAAAGGUAGCAGAGAAACCUGCUGCCAAGCCUUCUCCUCCUGCUGAGGAGCCUAAAGUUGAAAGUAGUAAAGUUGCAGAGAAGCCAAAGGCACCAUCACCUCCACCGCCGACUAAACAGUCAGCUAAAGAACCGCAGCUUCCACCUAAGGAUAGGGAAAGACGGGUUCCUAUGACAAGACUUCGCAAGCGUGUGGCAACUAGGUUGAAAGACUCUCAAAACACUUUUGCCUUGCUUACAACUUUCAAUGAAGUUGAUAUGACUAAUCUGAUGAAGCUCCGAUCUCAAUACAAGGACGCAUUCUUUGAGAAGCACGGAGUGAAAUUGGGGCUUAUGUCUGGUUUCAUCAAAGCUGCUGUUAGUGCCCUCCAGCACCAACCAGUAGUAAACGCAGUUAUCGAUGGAGAUGAUAUCAUUUACAGAGACUACGUAGAUAUCAGUAUUGCUGUUGGUACCUCUAAGGGUCUUGUGGUUCCAGUCAUCAGAGGUGCUGACCAGAUGAACUUUGCUGACAUUGAGAAAACGAUAAACUCUCUAGCCAAGAAGGCUAAUGAAGGAACCAUAUCAAUCGACGAGAUGGCUGGAGGAUCAUUCACAGUAUCUAAUGGUGGUGUCUAUGGAAGUCUCAUAAGCACUCCUAUCAUCAACCCUCCUCAGUCUGCUAUUCUUGGAAUGCAUUCAAUCGUGCAACGUCCAAUGGUUGUGGGAGGAAGCGUGGUACCAAGGCCGAUGAUGUAUGUUGCGCUGACAUAUGAUCAUAGGCUGAUUGAUGGAAGAGAGGCUGUGUAUUUCUUGCGCCGUAUUAAGGAUGUUGUGGAAGAUCCUCAGAGGCUCCUUCUCGACAUAUGAAGACAGUAGAGAUCACAAGUCUCUUUAUCUUUUUACCAGUUUCAUUUACAGAGAUUUUGCUAUCUGUGAGAAAAAAAAGAAGCAAAACAAAACUUUUAUGGGAGUUUCUUGAUAGUUCCAAGAGUUUCUACCCGGGCUGAGGAAGCAUCGGUGUAUUGAGUUUUUUCUUUUAUUCAUAUAAUACAGUUUAAACAAAAUGUUACAAUUUUGAUUUAAAAUAAUGCCACUGGCUUUUAUUGGAUAAAAAUGAUUUUUAUUUCCGUAGUGAUUUUUAUGAAGUGG